AUGAUCCAAGAGAAUAUAAAGGCAUCUCAGAGUAGGCAAAAGAGUUACCAGGAUAAGCGAAGGAAUGAUCUUGAGUUCCGAAAAGGUGGUCAUGUAUUUGUGAGAGUCACUCUUGUGACUAGUGUUGGACGAGCUUUGAAGUCUAAGAAGCUCACUCCUUAUUUUAUUGGCCCAUAUCAUAUUGGAGUUGAUGCCUAUAGAGUGGCCUUGCCACCGUCUCUUUCGAAUAUCCAUGAUAUUUUUCAUGUAUCUCAGCUUUGGAAAUAUAUUCUUGAUCCAUCUCUUACAAUCCAAAUGGAUGAUGUACAAGUGAGGGAUUAUCUAACUGUUGAAGCAUCACCAAUAAGGAUUGAUGAUCAAGAAGUGAAGCAGCUAAGGGGUAAAGAGAUUGCUCUAGUGAAGGUUGCUUAG
Molecule: messenger RNA, 411 nt
Organism: Lathyrus oleraceus (garden pea)
Lineage: Eukaryota; Viridiplantae; Streptophyta; Magnoliopsida; Fabales; Fabaceae
Exons: 1
Coding region: 1-411 (136 amino acids)
Source: RefSeq, a predicted model, not a curated record